ACCCCGGCACCGGCACCGGGAUCGGCAUCGGGACCGGCACCGGGGUCCUGCAGAGACCCCCGGCAUCCGGACCGGCACCGGGGUCCUGCAGAGACCCCCGGUAUCGGGACCGGCACCGGGGUCCGGCAGAGACCCCCCGGGAUCAGGACCAGGAACGCCAAGAGAGCCCUGGCACCGGGACAGCCGAGACCUCCCCCCUGGCACCAGGACCAGGACUGGGAGCACCGAGAGACCCCCCCAGCCCGGGAGCGACCCCCCUGAGCCAUGGCGGGCGGCAGAGCGGGGUCCCGGCGGCGGCUGCCCAUGAGCUUGGCCGAGGCGGGCCCGGGCACGGAGAACGAGCGGCUGGGCUUGGUCCGGCUCAGCAUGCUGCGCAACCCGCUCAUCAUCAAGCCAGAACUGGGGAAGCCCAUGAGAAACUGCUACCCCCUGCCAGGCUUUGAUUUUACCUAUGGGAUGUACAUGCAUAAGAGAGAUGGAGGAGUCCCUGAAGCCAUAGGCCACUGGGAUUCAGUGAAAGUGAAGGCCAAGCCUCACAAGAGGGUGAUGCCCCGAGAUUUUGUGACCAUGGGCCGUGGGGCUGUGGAUGAAGGCUGCACCACAGCCCGUGAGUUUGCUCUGUACUACAAUUACAUGGACACCCGCUGCAAAGAUAAGAAUAUUCUCAGAUAUGGUGGCAAGGUCCCUCCAGACAUGACUUUUGGCAGGCCAUCACGGCCUCCCACUCCCAUUUAUGACAUCCUACAACACAGAUACAGGGAGCUGUGGAUGGAGAGCCAGAGAGCCCGGACUGUAGUCCAGCACACUCCAGUGAAGAAAAAGGUUGGCGAGGUGCGUGAGAACCGCACCACGUUCCUGCGCAUGCACCCGCUGCCGGUGAAGGAGGAAUCUUUCUGGCACCCACAGCGCUUUGAGAAGGCUGAGCCUCAUCUCAGGACUUUUCCAGACCCUGAAUCCCGUAAAAAGGCUCUCAGUGCCUCCCAUUGAGGAGUCCCUGCUAGUGGUCCCCUUCCCCAAAGGGCUCCCACAGCAAGAACCAUGCUGGGCACAGCCCUUGGACCUGGGAUUCCACAGGCAAAAGACUCUCUCAGGUUUUACAGAGUUAUGCUAAUGCAGAUCUAGCCAAAUAAAUCAUAAAUAUGAGAGGAAUUAUUCUG
This is a messenger RNA of Catharus ustulatus (Swainson's thrush), 1157 nucleotides long. It is a transcript of the gene CFAP77, whose product is annotated as cilia and flagella associated protein 77. NCBI's taxonomy places the organism in Eukaryota, Metazoa, Chordata, Aves, Passeriformes, Turdidae. The coding region runs from base 265 to 987 and encodes 240 amino acids. The record is from RefSeq and is a predicted model, not a curated record. The transcript is spliced from 6 exons.